This is a messenger RNA of Malaclemys terrapin pileata, 5063 nucleotides long. It is a transcript of the gene SCD, whose product is annotated as stearoyl-CoA desaturase. The transcript is spliced from 6 exons. Gene Ontology annotation, molecular function: iron ion binding; palmitoyl-CoA 9-desaturase activity; stearoyl-CoA 9-desaturase activity. Gene Ontology annotation, biological process: unsaturated fatty acid biosynthetic process; response to fatty acid. NCBI's taxonomy places the organism in Eukaryota, Metazoa, Chordata, Testudines, Emydidae. Bases 432 to 1502 code for a protein of 356 amino acids. The record is from RefSeq and is a predicted model, not a curated record. Gene Ontology annotation, cellular component: endoplasmic reticulum membrane.
CGCCAACCAAUAGAAUUCCCUCAGCAAGUCUAAAGGCAUCAUUAGCGAUUCUCCCAUCCUCAUCCUCUUCAUCAGCAUCCUUCUCCUCACCUGGUAUUGCUCUGCCAGUCCCAAGAAGAAAAUAACAACAGCAGCAGGCGCAGGGCACCGGAAAGCUUUACUACCUCAGCCCUGGCAGCUGCAGCCUGCUAAGCCAAGGAGGGGGACGCUGCUGAAGUGCUGCGAGAGCUCCCCGCGGCAAAGCACGAUCCAUCUCCCGGGAUCACGUUACCACGGGCACCAGCAGAGGCGGCGUCUUCACUGAAGCGCAGAGCGGCUCUGCCAGCAGCAGCACGCAGCUCUCCCUGAGGGGAUCACAAGCGGAUCUCCGCAGAGGAAGCCGCCGGCAGUAGCUAUACAUACAGCUCUACACACACGCGCGCAGUCCCCAGAUGCCUGCCAGCGUGCUCCAAGAGGAGCUCUCCAAGGAUCUCCCCUCCUCCACCAUCACCGCCAGGGCAACGAGGAAUGGGGGAGCAGGCAUGGAGAAGGCCCUGUCCAACCAAGAGGACUUGGGAGGAGACCGGGGCAUGACGGAUGAUAUCUUUGACGAGAGCUACUGUGAGAAGAAGGGCCCCAAGCCUGCCAAGAGAUACGUCUGGAGGAACAUCGUCCUCAUGAGCCUGCUGCAUUUAGGGGGCUUGUAUGGGUUGUGGCUGAUACCUGCAGCAAAGCCUGUCACCUUGGCAUGGGGGUUCCUGUGUUUCCUGCUGAGUGCUCUGGGGGUCACAGCUGGAGCGCAUCGUCUCUGGAGCCAUCGGUCCUAUAAAGCUGGCUUGCCCCUCAGGAUCUUUCUGGCCAUUGCCAACUCCAUGGCUUUUCAGAAUGACAUCUACGAGUGGGCCCGAGAUCACCGCGUCCACCACAAGUUCUCCGAGACCGACGCGGACCCUCAUAAUGCCACGCGGGGCUUCUUCUUCUCCCAUGUUGGCUGGCUGCUGGUGCGCAAACACCCCGACGUCAUUGAGAAGGGCCGGAAGCUAGACCUGGCUGACUUGAAGGCCGACAAAGUGGUGAUGUUCCAGAGGAGGUUUUACAAGCUUUCUGUGGUGGCCAUGUGCUUCCUGUUCCCAACCCUAGUGCCCUGGUGCUUCUGGGGGGAAUCUCUCUGCAACAGCUUCUUCCUCCCCGCCAUCCUGCGCUACGUGGUGGUGCUCAACGCCACCUGGCUCGUGAACAGCGCUGCACAUAUGUUUGGCAACCGGCCCUAUGAUCAAAACAUCAACCCCCGGGAGAACCGCUUCGUCACGUUUGGAGCCUUAGGCGAAGGCUUCCACAAUUACCACCACACCUUCCCCUACGAUUACUCCACCAGCGAGUUCGGGUGGCACUACAACUUCACCACAGCCUUCAUUGAUCUCAUGUGCCUCCUGGGGCUGGCCAGCGACCGCAAGAAGGUCUCCAAGGAAACCAUCCUGGCUCGGAAAAUUCGGACUGGUGAUGGCAGCCACAAGAGUGGCUGAGGGCCUGUGUCAUCCCCCUACAACCUCUUCACUCACCCCAAGCGAGCUGGGCACAGGGUUUUAUGUUCUAUUUACUAACCAUUGAAUAAUGCUAUCAGGUUGCUUCAGAUGAUGAUGAUUUUAAUCCCCUCCUGCACAAUGUAUUUUAAAUGAUGUAUUUAAGACCUAUAACUUUGUCUCUCUAAUGCUCAGCAGCUCCAUCCCUCUCUUCUCUCUUUCUUCUUUUUGUUCUUCUUUUGUCAAGUUCUCUCCCUUUCCCUCUAACCCCUCCAUGCUUCAUUCUCUUCUUGCCUCUGCCUCUCCUUGGCAGGGAACUGGUCAAAAGCCUGUCCGGGGCAGAUCGUGCCGCUGGCUGGACAGUGGGAGUGGAGGGGAGUCUGUACCAGUUGGCUGAAGAGUUGAGCUAAGGUCAGGGACUCUUUCCCUAGAAAUCCCCCUUUCCUGCCUCUGGUUCUCCUGCCCUCCCAGGGCUGCUGACUCAGGAUAUGAAUGAGUGUUUCUCUAUGAGAACAGCAGCAAAGGCCUUUUCCAGAAGGAAUAGCAGCCCUGUCCCCUUCCUUGCUAUCAACGAGAGAGCAUGAUGUUGUCUCCUUGGUGCUGGGCGUCCUUUGGCUCCUGUAGGCCAAGGAAAGGUGAUGCUGGGGAUGGGGAGAGGAGACCCUGAAAGCCUCUUCUGGAGGGGUAGCAUCAGCUGCAGAACAUGGUGGUGUGGGGCGCGACAGCUGCCUUCUCACCUCGCUAGAGUGUUGCAAUGGCUCCUCUUGCCGCCCUGCAGCGUCUCAGUGCUAGAAUUGCCUGGAACGACUCAAGCUGGGCUCCUAGCUGCCUGCGUGGGAAAGCUGCAGACAAGGACAUCUGGGGAAACGAGGGGUUUGAUGCCAUUGAAAUACACUGGCUUGGGAUGGGACAGAAUGGAACCGUGGGCAAUAUUUCUCAGGAAGAGACUCUUCCGGAAGAACGAUAGCAGGAGAAGCCAGAAGGAAGUGACACAAAGCCCCAUCUCUGUGUUAAGCUGCUUUGUGUGUCGGAGGAAUGAGGUCCCAUUUCUAUGGAGAAUGAGGUCCUAGUAUGUGUCUGCGUCAUACGGAUUCUUGUUACUGAACACGGUUGAAAUGGGGAGAUGAAGGGGCAGCGGAUAUGGCCACAUCCGAGCAAAUUGAUCCUGUGUGUGACCAGCUAGAAAGCGGGGAUGAUGCUAUGUCAAAGACCCAGGGGAGCCUCGUGUCUGUGCAGAUGGGCUUCCUGCAGCCAAUUAACAAGUACCUGAUAGAAACCGACACCAAAGCAGGGACACUGAGAGGGUUAAAGCAUGAGAAAGUUACAGGGUCCCAGCCCAGUGCUGUGUGUGACCUCUUCCCAGCACAGCCCCUCUGAAGCUAGGAGGUGGAGCCACAGCUACUGGGCAGAUCCAGGCUGGAGAUGGGACUGAAUUGCCCCACUGUGCAGGGCAGGAAAGCAUGUUAGGUGGCCCAUGAUCAGCUCCCAGCCCCUUCCAAAGCAAAUCAGAGAUGUCCUGGGGCCAGUGACUGCCUGUUGCACACACUGCAGUGGGAAGUGCUGGUGCAGCCAUUGCUGAUGGCGGCCGUUCCCGUAACUCCCCCAGACACACGGUGCUAGAGCAGGGUGCUGGCUGCUGGGCCAUGUGUAAUUCGUCCCCUGGAGACAGGGCCUUUGCUCCGGCGAGGGGGGGUCCGCUGCACAGCGCCGCUGCCUGGGCACGGAAGGGGCCUGUUUCACUCCUUGGCAGCACUGACAGCGGAGGCUAAUGCCAGGCUGACUGCGCUGUCUGAGGCCUCAAGACAUUGGGGGGAAGGGUUAAAACCCUUGUGCGUUUCACCCCAUAGCACUUACAGAUGCCGCGGACAGGCGUGGCAUUCCCAUCAGCCACUCGCCAGAUAGUGCUGUGGUGCUGGGUGAAAGCUAGCGAGGUGCCCAGGCUGCUGGAUCCUGGGGCAGAGCUGGGAAAGGCUGGACUGGGGUGGAGGAAUGAUGCUGAGAUGCUCCUUCCCCCUUCCCAGCUGUGCUGCGUAUCCUCAAGGGCAGGGUCCAGCCUUCCCACUUUGGCCAAGGUGAGCACAGCACUGCUGAUGUCUUGCUGCGGUCGCAAAGCUCUUGCUGUCAGCCAAGAAGUCGUCCCUGGCCUUGUUCCUGUACAUUGCUGUGACCAGAACUGUCCAGCUUUGCAGCGCAGCCUGCCCUCUAACUGAGCUAGCGAGAUGAACGGGCUCAGGAGCAGGCCACCAGCAGAUAAGCCAGUCGGGAAGCUUUUAAUUCCUGGGCUCUAUACCCGGGAGGUGGAUGGCUGGGUGGGAUUCCCCACCACUGAGAUUUAUAACUGCUCAGAGGGUGGCUGUGGAUAGUUUUAUCCAACCGGAUACAAAGAAACCUGCAUGUCAUAAUCCUGGGCCAGGUCCAUCCCUGGUCCAAACCCCACUGACUGGAGUCUACACCCUGGGUGAAUUUGACCUCCCCCAAUAGUUCUUCCCUCACCUCAUCAUCCGGACAUGUUGUGUGAUGCAACCUACUGUUCAGAUACAUGACACAACAUGCUACGGCAUCCACCAUCCUCUCAGGAGAAAAGCAAGGGGUUGAUCUGGAUGUUGCCUCUAGAUCCCAAGAGUAUUGAUCACAUCCAAAAAUGCUGACACAGUGGGGAAGCGGAGUGGAAGUAACCAAACAGCGCCGGUGUUUGCCCAGUCACUUUGUUGGUAGAUUGGCAUACAUCUCUGGGUGCCUUAAGUCCUUAAUACACAUAGGAGUAUUGACAGCUAUUUGCAGGAUGUUUUUUUCUUUGAUGAAUUAUGGAAAUGUAAUUAAUUAUUUAAUUGCCGUCAUCAAAUUGUGGGUGCAGGUGAUUUUGAAUGUAUUGAGUUAGAAUUUGUUAGAUUAAGGAACAGAUGCAUCAUUUUAAAUAGAACCUUGUUUGCUUUGUAUUUCUUUCUUUGGUGGCAUGUUUGUAUCCUAAGUGUGUUCUCUGUGAGUUUAGCUAAAGUGAGUCAGAGUGAGAGGUGGACGUAGACAAAGCACCAGCAUGUCUAGUGGCUAGAGCAGCAGGCCUCCAGAGCUCUAUUCCCAGCUUUGCCACUGACUCACUGAGAGAUCUAGGGCAAGUCAGUUAACUUCUCCAUGCCUCAGUUUCCCUCUCUGUAAAAUAGGGAUAGCAUCCUACCUCACAGGGGUGUUGUGAGGCGUAAUUAAUACUUGUAAAGUGAGAUCAGGUUGUGGAAGGCCAAAUAUACAUGCUAGUGGUGGCGGUGGUGGUAAAUGACUGGAUUGCAAACAGUGUUCUCAGCCCCUCUGGUAUCCUGGAGACGGGACGUGCAAGUGUUGGAUAAGUAGUGAAGGAUUGGAAGGUUGAAUCUGUGCAUUGUCUAAGUUCUGUUGCUAUUGAAAUGUGAGUGGGAUACAACUUUCCUGGUUCGGUUUCUGCAUUCUAAGAUCUCCGUGUUUUGUCUACUGAAAAACUUUUGGAAAUAAUUUCUACUAAUUUGGAAUCAGGCGGCUGGUUGUGCUGAUCUGAACUGGUAUCUGUUCAUAAUAAAAGUUUACUUUAAAACUUGA